AUGGCAUUUGGCCAGAAAGGUGCAAAGCAAAAUGAAAUCUCACAAUCAGCAGGACAUCAAACCCAUCAUCAGACUCAAAACCAGCCAUCACAAGAAGAUUUCAUUGAUUUGGAAGAUGAAGUCAUGGAAGAAAAUGGAAGCAAGGGGAGUUCCAAAAAGAACAUGAAGCCACUAUACGAUGAAGUUACUAUACUUGAUACUGCAAAGUCUAAAAAUGCAGGGGGGACUAAAAGAUGGAGGUGCAACUAUUGCAAAAAGACUUGUAGCAGCUCGUAUACAAGAAUUCAUCACCAUUUUUUUGGUGCCCCUGUAGGAGUGAAGGCUGAAAUUGCUCGGUGCCCAAUCAUGAUUUCAAACCGAGACUUACUUCGUCAAAUAAGAAAGAAAGUAGAGGAAGCUGAGGAAGCAGGUAUUUCACCAUCUUUAACUAGAUCUACCAUUAAUAGUAAAACUGCAGUAGCCACCAACAUGAGUCCUUUGGAUAAAUCUUUUCGAAACUUGGAAAGACACGAGGUUGAUAUGGCUGUUGUUCGAUUUUUAUGUGCUAAUGGAAUUCCGUUCAAUGUUUUGAGAAGUCCAGAGAUGCAUGCCAUGACUAACGCAUUGAAAAAUGCUCCUAAAGACUAUAAACACCCGUCGUAUGAUAGAGCCAGAACAUCCCUCCUUGAUGAUUGCAGGCGAGAUGUCGAGAAACAGUGUAUUCCGAUUAGCGAGACAUGGACAAGGCAGGGGACUUCUAUUGUUUCUGAUGGGUGGUCAAAUAUUAAAAACAAGCCACUGAUCAACGUUAUUGCAUCUAAUAGUCGCGGCUCAAUGUUUCUGUAUGCAGAAGUCUUUUCAGGUGUAGAGAAAUCGGGAAAAACAAUAGCAGAUUUUCUCCUCAAAGCAAUUGAUGAAAUUGGCCCGUCAAAUGUCAUUCAGGUAAUCACUGAUAAUGCAGCAAAUUGCAAAGCAGCAGGAAGAGAGAUUGAAAAGGUACACAAGCAUAUAUUCUGGUCCCCUUGUGUUGUGCAUACUUUAAAUUUGAUGUUUAAAGAUUUUGCUGCAACUUUUCCGUGGAUGGAGAGUACCUACACAAGAGGAAAAGCUAUCGUCAAAUAUUUUAAAAAUCAUGAUCGUGCUCAUGACAUUUUCAGAAAUCAUUCUGGCUUGGAGUUAUUAAAAGUAGCCAAAACAAGAUUUGGAUCGCAUUUUAUAUUAUUGAGGAGGCUAUCAAAAUGCAGGGAAGCAUUAGCUACUACUAUAGUUGUGAGGGCUUGGAAAGAAUGGAUAAAAUCCGGAGAUGAACGUGCAAGAGAGGUCGGAAUGGAAGUGGCUGCUACAAUAGCAAAUGAGGAAUUUUGGGACGAAGUUGAUAAUAUUUUGGCUAUUACCAAGCCACUCUAUUAUAUGAUAAAAUUUUCUGAUGGUGAAGGACAAAAGAUGGGAGAAAUUUAUGAAAAAAUGGAUUGUAUGAUUGGUGAGAUUGGUGAUGUUAUGAAUCAUAACAAGCAUCACGCUGAUUAUGAAAAAAUGAAGGAGAUUAUGAUUAAAAGAUGGGAGAAGAUGAACUUACCAAUGCAUUGCUUAGGAUUUGCCCUGAAUCCUUUUUAUUACGACGUUAAUUACUUGAAGUCUCCUGCUCCAGGUGGGGAAUCUAGGCGUGCACCAAACUGCGACAGAGAAGUAGUCCAGGGAGUUCUUGAUGCAUUUGAUAGAGUGGGAGAAGAUCAAGAGGAAAAAAGGGUUUUCCGGCGACAAUUAUCCAAAUUUCAGGGUAAGGAAGGGAUAUUUGGUACUCUAGCUGCUAGGAUUGAUGCACAGUCCAUGGAUCCAAUAUCUUGGUGGUCCACAUAUGGGGCUGAAACUCCUGAAUUGUCUAAUAUUGCUCUCAAAGUACUCUCACAGCCUAUAAGCAGCUCAUCAGCCGAAAGAGUGUGGAGUACAUACUCUUAUAUUCACAAUGUAAAGAGGAACAGGCUUAAUUCUAUGAGAGCUGAUAAGUUAGUCUAUGUUCAUAGUAACAUAAGACUCAUAUCUCGCUUUACAAAAAGUUACAAAGACGGACCAUAUCGGAAGUGGGAUGUUGAUCCGGAGACAUCCUAUCUGGAUGACUCUGCAGUGAGACUAGAAGAACUAGAGGGGAAUGAAGGACAGGAAGAAGAAAACUCAGCACAAGCAUCUAAAAGGCAAAGAUAUCCAGAGUACUUCUGA
This is a messenger RNA of Daucus carota subsp. sativus, 2193 nucleotides long. RefSeq lists its product as uncharacterized. Bases 1 to 2193 code for a protein of 730 amino acids. The record is from RefSeq and is a predicted model, not a curated record. Lineage: Eukaryota; Viridiplantae; Streptophyta; Magnoliopsida; Apiales; Apiaceae. Gene Ontology annotation, molecular function: protein dimerization activity. The transcript has a single exon.